AUGAUGUGGCUGUUAAGUUGGCCUAAAUGGAAACCUAAGUUAUAUAAGAAACUAAAGUGUGGCUUAAGAGUAUUAGUUUGAAUAUAGAUUUUCUUAAAGUUGAAAAGAAUUAAUGUGAAAGUUCAAAUGCUACCAUUUUUGUAAAGAAGAUUUAAUUUUAGAGUCAAUGAAAUAGAUUUAAAUCAACUUUUUUCAAGAUUUGGUUUUCCUAACUCUAAAGUAGUAUGCAAGACGAUAAACAGGCUACUAAUCGUUUAUAGUUCCAUUCUAUUUUUAGAAUGGGCUCCAAUAACUUUAAUGGGGGAAAUGACAAAAAACAAUGAAAUAAAUCAAUAAAUUGAGGAAUAAGAAUAUGAACUAAAUCUAAUUCUUAUUGUCAAGAAUCUUAAUUUUAGUAUAACUGAAAAAAUUUCCUAAACUUUAUGUCCUCCAAAAGUAAAUGAUUUAAAAGCCACUCUCAUUCAUAAAGAAGAGUGCAAAACAGCCAUACGAUUAAAAUAAUAUGAUUUUCAAUGA
This is a messenger RNA of Paramecium octaurelia, 516 nucleotides long. The record is from the annotation of a GenBank genome assembly. NCBI's taxonomy places the organism in Eukaryota, Ciliophora, Oligohymenophorea, Peniculida, Parameciidae.